CGGUUUAAUCAUCUAUGAUCGCAUUCGUCAAAAGGGGGAUCAGUUUUCUCUUCUGUUCCCGGAAAUCGGAAUAAAUAAAAGAAGGAGCACCAGAAAAAUAAUAAGAGAAGAGAAGAGAAGAGAAGAGAAGAGGAAAAGAAAAGAAAAACGGAAGACAGAGAUGAGGAAAGAAGACACGGUCAAGCUUAUCAGCGCCGAGGGGUUCGAGUUCGUGAUCAGUAAGGAAGCCGCCAUGGUUUCGCAGACAAUUCGCAACAUGCUCACCUCUCCAGGGAGUUUUGCGGAGGCUCAACAUGGGGAGGUGACUUUCCCUGAGAUAAGCACCACAAUUCUGGAGAAAAUCUGCCAGUAUUUCCACUGGUCUCUUCAGUAUGCUAGUGGUAAGGAAACCGAGUUCCCAAUUGAACCUGAACUGACUCUGGAGCUUAUGAUGGCUGCUAAUUACCUGCACACUUAAACUAGAUUGGUUAUUUUACUUCUUGGUGGCCAGUCUUCUAUAAUGGAUCAUCGAUAGACGAUGCUUGCCAAGAUGAUUUAGGACUGCGCUUGGUGUUUGGAAUUGCCAGUUAGGUGUGCUGUGUUUUACUAAGCAAACUUGUAAAAAGUAAAAACCUCGAUUUAACGAAAGAAGAAGUCGGGACAGAAGCUAGCAAAAUGAAUGUGGCCAUUAAAAUAUGUACAUUUGCUGUUGUAAACUAAUCAGCUGCCGUGGAAUGGUCUCCUCCAACUUCCAAGCAUUGCUUUCUUCUGUGCAUUUUUUUGUUGUUGGUAUUGUUGAUGUAAACUUUGCCUAUUAUAUUGGAGAUAUAAUAUUGCCUCCGAAUUGAGACCCGAUUCGUCGACUCUGGCCUCUACUACGACCGCCAGCUUCGCCGAAUGGGACGAAGACGAGUUUGAAGGCCUUCCGACUGCUGCGGAUACUCCGAUGAACCCAAAAUUCUGGUGGUGCUAGUAGAGACGAGAAGGAUACCCCAGAACCGAAUUCGAAGCAGCAGGGGGAAAGUGUGCCCAAGAAGAAGCAGUCGUUUACCGUGGAGAUAGUGUGCUUCUCGUUCUUGAUUAUGUUUGUAAUUAACUACUUCGCUAGAAAGCAGUUCGCUACCAAGGAUUCCAUUUUCGAGAACAAUUUCAGCCUAUUGGGUGUUGGGGAUGGGUAUUCGCCGUUAUUGUUCAAAGUAG
Linum tenue is the source of this 1179-nucleotide messenger RNA. Lineage: Eukaryota; Viridiplantae; Streptophyta; Magnoliopsida; Malpighiales; Linaceae. The record is from the annotation of a GenBank genome assembly.